AUGUAUAUGAGCUUCGGAGUCGACGGAGAUAACGGCCUUUUACCCAAACGGGACAACGACUCCACCUGGGCAAGACCCGGCGCUGAGUCAUCGCGGGUUGAAACUCCAGUCAACCAGUCACAUGCUCGCAUGCCCGGCCCCAAGCGAUCCAUGGAUAAUUUGGUGCAUAUGCGAUCGAUUACUAUUCUCGUAUUUUCGUCAGAUAUUUCUUGA
This is a messenger RNA of Penicillium crustosum, 213 nucleotides long. RefSeq lists its product as uncharacterized. The record is from RefSeq and is a predicted model, not a curated record. Bases 1 to 213 code for a protein of 70 amino acids. The transcript has a single exon. NCBI's taxonomy places the organism in Eukaryota, Fungi, Ascomycota, Eurotiomycetes, Eurotiales, Aspergillaceae.